Messenger RNA from Exaiptasia diaphana, 907 nucleotides. RefSeq names its product UDP-glucuronosyltransferase 2B7. NCBI's taxonomy places the organism in Eukaryota, Metazoa, Cnidaria, Anthozoa, Actiniaria, Aiptasiidae. Gene Ontology annotation, molecular function: UDP-glycosyltransferase activity. The transcript is spliced from 3 exons. The record is from RefSeq and is a predicted model, not a curated record. The coding region runs from base 1 to 579 and encodes 192 amino acids.
AUGUUUGAUGGAUAUAUACCAUCGUCCCUUCGUGAUAAUAUAGUUGUUCGUGAUUGGAUACCACAGCACGAUCUAUUAGCCAAUAAGAAACUGCGCGCCUUUGUUUCUCACGUUGGUAUGAAUGGCAUGUACGAGACAUUGUAUUACGGGGUACCUGUGGUGGCUAUGCCCUUAUACGGAGACCAGUUUGACGACGCAAUUGAGAUGGUGCAGAAAGGAGUCGCUUUGUAUGUUGAUUACAACAAUUUAACGGUUGACGAUCUGUACAACAAACUGCAACGUGUUAUCCAUGAACCAAGUUUUCGCGAGAAAGCGGAACGCAUUUCACGCUUGAUGCAAGACCGUCCACGUAGCCCGGUCCAGGAGGCUGGUGACUGGAUAGAGUACGCCCUCAGACACGAGAGUCUUGCACAUCUUCGUCCGUACUCUAGUCAACUUCCCUGGUACCAGUAUUUCCUGGUAGAUGUAGCAGUGUUCCUGGUCUUGGUAGUUUUGGUUGUGAUUAUGGUGAUAAAGUACACACUUCGGUUGAUGUGCUGGAUGUGCUGUCGACGAGACAAGAAACAGAAAACUCAAUAACAUUUUUACGCAAAAGUUGUGUCGCCUAAAUCGAACUUAGCGAUGUUUGAUGGUAUUUGAUGUGACUUCAGAAUCAAUGUCCAAGCAUCAGGGGCGGAUCCAGGAUUUUUUUUAGCGGGGAGGGGCCCUAAAAUUGCGCGAACUUUUGGCGUGGAUUUUGCAUGAUGGAUUUUUUCGGAGAACGUAUCAAAUAGAGCUUUCCCACUAAAAUUAGCGAAUUAAUUAGGAAACAAGCUAAUUCAAUUGUUAUUUAUUUGUUUAAAGUGCAACUGAACCUUCCAAAAAGUCAUUUCAUUCGAAACAGAACAUGCUGUUAAGCACUUCUACA